UUUCCUCACGGCCCUGUCUCUCUAACAUCUCCUCCCUUCUCUCUCUCUCUCUCUCUCUCUCUCUCUCUCUCUCUUCUUUCACCAUGUGAGUCUGAGCCCUAAAAACCAGCGGCCAUGUCUCUUCGCAGAUCGUUUCUCUCUCGGAGGUUUUCCUCAAAGUCGUUGUAUAGAGUUCCAAAUGGUGUAGGAGAUGGAAUUCUUCGAGUUGCUUCGUCGGAGGUCGAAGAUGGCUCUGGUCAGCCCAGCGGCGGCCGGAUGCAGUCUGAAUCUGCUUGGUCCUCCAUGCUACCGGAGCUUCUUCGGGAGAUCAUUCAGCGGGUUGAGGCUUCUGAGGAUAGUUGGCCUAACCGCCAGAACGUUGUUUCGUGUGCUUGUGUCUGUAAGCGUUGGCGGGAUAUUACUAAGGAGGUCGCCAGGGCCGCCCCUCUUUCCGGGAAAAUUACUUUCCCUUCCUGCCUCAAACAGCCUGGGCCAUGCGAUCCUCCGCAUCAGUGUCUUAUAAAAAGGAACAAGAAGACUUCAACAUUUUACCUUUAUCUUGCCCUUGCACCAUCAUUUACAGAUAAGGGAAAAUUCCUCUUAGCUGCGCGAAGAUAUAGGCAUGGAUCUCAUACUGAGUAUAUAAUCUCUCUUGAUGGUGAAGACUUAUCCCAAGGAAGCAAUGCUUAUUUGGGGAAGUUAAGCUCCGAUUUUCUUGGUACCAAUUUUACAAUCUAUGAUAGUCAGCCACCACAUAACGGUGCAAAGCCAUCAAGCAGUAAAUCAAGCCGCCGCUUUGCAAGCAAGCAAAUUAGCCCACAAGUUUCUGCAGGGAACUUUGAAGUUGGGCAAGUCUCUUACAAAUUUAAUCUUUUGAAAUCAAGAGGCCCAAGGAGAAUGAUAUGCUCUCUGAAGUGCCCAGUAUCAGAAGACACUGGCACCAGCAAACCUUAUGAGGACUCGAAGAUGAAGAAAUCCGAGUCCUUUUCUCCUUCAUCUGGGUCGACAAUCUUAAGAAACAAGGCCCCUAGAUGGCAUGAGCACCUGCAAUGCUGGUGCUUGAAUUUUCACGGUCGGGUGACGGUAGCAUCCGUUAAAAACUUUCAACUUGUCGCUGCUGUUGACCAUAGCCAGCCAGGAGUUAAAGGGGACGAAGAAACAGUCCUCCUACAGUUCGGAAAGGUAGGCGACGACACCUUUACUAUGGAUUAUAGGCAGCCAUUAUCAGCUUUCCAGGCUUUCGCCAUUUGCCUUACGAGCUUCGGCACGAAGUUGGCAUGCGAGUAGUAGUAUAUUUUACCAUUUUUUAAAUUAAGAAACCAGGGCUUGAUUGAGAAAAAAAAAUGGAUUUUCUUGUACAUGGUGCUAUGAUUGUGUAAUUGGGACCAACUGAAAAUGAAGUUGAGAGCAACAAAAACAAUAUUGUGGUGCUAGCAAGCACUGUGGCUUCUUUAACUCUUCAUGUAUAUGUAAUAUAUAAUUCAAUGGAUGAGAAUUGUUAAUUCAUCUCAA
Molecule: messenger RNA, 1491 nt
Organism: Cucurbita pepo subsp. pepo (vegetable marrow)
Lineage: Eukaryota; Viridiplantae; Streptophyta; Magnoliopsida; Cucurbitales; Cucurbitaceae
Source: RefSeq, a predicted model, not a curated record